Messenger RNA from Eimeria necatrix, 768 nucleotides. RefSeq lists its product as hypothetical. NCBI's taxonomy places the organism in Eukaryota, Apicomplexa, Conoidasida, Eucoccidiorida, Eimeriidae. Bases 1 to 768 code for a protein of 255 amino acids. The transcript has 2 exons. The record is from RefSeq and is a predicted model, not a curated record.
AUGAUGCAGCCUGCUGCUGUUUGUUGGCUUUUGUCUCUUGCUUCCUUCAGCACUUGGUGCCACAGGCCCUGUCCCUUUGGUGCUGCUGCUGCUGCUGCUGCUGCUGCUGCUGCAGGUGCUGCUGCUGCUGCUGCUGCUGCUGCUGCUGCUUUGUCGCGCGACAGGCUGCUCCGCUGCUGCUGCUGCUGCUGCUGCUGCUGCUGGCGGCCUGGGGGCGCCCCUGCAGCAAAGCGAGUCUCCUUCAGACCUGCUGCAGCAGCAACGGAAGAAGAUGCGUCUGCUGCUGCUGCUGCUGCGGACGCUCCGGCUGCUGCUGCUGCUGCUUCUGCUGCUGCUGCUGCUGCCGUCGCUGCUUCCGCUGCGCUCUCUGCUUUUGCUGCUGCAGCAAAAGCAGCAGCAGAUGACUCCCCGUCAGCUCCAUCUGCAGCAGCAGCGCUGCUGGGGGCCUCCUGGGAGUCGCCAGCCUCUGCUGCUGCUGCUGCUGCUGCUGCUGCUGCGUCAGCAGCAGCUGCAGCACGCGGCGCCUCAGCGCCGUUGGGGUCUCCACGCUCACCGCUGGAGAGGCGCGAGGGAGUCCGCUGCUGCGGCGACUCCGGCAUUGCUGCUGCAGCAGCAGAAGCUGCAAGAAGAAAAGGAAGAAUGAGCAGCAGCAGCAGCAGCAGCGAGUGCCGGGGUGUACGUACACCGGGCGCGCCGCGAGCAGCAGCAGCAGCAGCAGCAGCAGCAGCAGCAGCAGGAAAGAUAGAGGAAGUUCGAGGCCUCCUUUAG